AUGGGCAACUCUUGCUCUGGCCUCAAGGAAAAGCUGGGGCAGAGGCUGCGCCCUUCGCCCACCCUGAGUUUCAUCCGCUCUGUGCUGUUCCCUAAGAAGAAAAAAGAUUUCUGCGUGGUGGUCCUCGGCUCUGCCGGCGUCGGCAAGAGCGCCCUGGUGCAUCGAUGGGUGAACAGCUGCUACUCGGAAAAGUACGUGCCGCCUGCGCCCCUGGCGGAUGUCAUCUACCACGUGCCGGACGGCCUUUUCGGCUCGGGAAGCAAGAUGCGUAUCACCGACCUCCCGGGUGGCCAGCUCUACCCGGCCUUGCAGUGCCUCAAGAUUGCCAGGGGCCACGCCUUCAUCCUGGUCUACUCGGUCACCGAGAAGCAAACCCUGGAGGAGCUGACGCCCUUCUACGAGCUGAUCCGCGAGAUCAAAGGCGGAAACCUGCACAAAUACCCCAUCGUGCUGGUGGGCAACAAAUGUGAUGAGGUCCGCCGCGAGCUGACCACGCUAGAUGGCGCUGCCUACGCGCUGAAGUGGAAUUGCGGCUUCUUCGAGACCUCCGCCAAGAGGAAUGUCAACGUGGAGGAGCUGUUUUUUGAGCUGCUGACCCAAGAGAGGGAGCCCGAAACCAGCCCCCAGCCUACCCCCGUGAAGUCCCAGAUGCCCAGUGCCGCCGAAGACGUGCUAGCAGCUGCCUCGUAA
Messenger RNA from Eptesicus fuscus (big brown bat), 690 nucleotides. RefSeq names its product DIRAS family GTPase 3 (gene DIRAS3). Lineage: Eukaryota; Metazoa; Chordata; Mammalia; Chiroptera; Vespertilionidae. The record is from RefSeq and is a predicted model, not a curated record. Gene Ontology annotation, biological process: signal transduction. Gene Ontology annotation, molecular function: GDP binding; GTPase activity; GTP binding. The transcript has a single exon. Gene Ontology annotation, cellular component: plasma membrane. Bases 1 to 690 code for a protein of 229 amino acids.